Trichomonas vaginalis G3 is the source of this 330-nucleotide messenger RNA. RefSeq lists its product as uncharacterized. The transcript has a single exon. Bases 1 to 330 code for a protein of 109 amino acids. NCBI's taxonomy places the organism in Eukaryota, Parabasalia, Trichomonadida, Trichomonadidae. The record is from RefSeq and is a predicted model, not a curated record.
AUGACUGAAGCCAAACAAGAUUUAAUAGAAUUAUCAACAAAUCCUUUAGAUGAAUGGAUAAAUACACAUUAUGAUGAAUUGUGUGCAGGUAUGACGUGUAAAAAUGCUCUAUGCUGCAAACCAUCAGACAUGAAAGACAAAAACUUUCAAAUGAGCAUUAAAGAUAAAUGUGAAAGGAAACAGAGAAGAAUAGAUGGUAAACAAACAUGGUGUUAUGUUUUGAAAGAAGAAAUGAAAGGAUUAUAUAAACAGGUUGAACCAAACGAUAAUGAGGAUUCAUUUACUGACGAUGAAAUACCUGUAAAUGAGCCGCUAAGCGGCGAGACCUGA